AUGGCGUGGGCCAUGAUGAUAUUUCCUCAGAUUUCAUGGCGCAUCUUUUUAAUUCAUUACGUCCCUGGUCCACCCCCCUGGGCCGCGCACAUGCCGCCGGUCAUGAUUUGCAUCCCCCCCUCUCUGGACCCCCCCCUCUUGGCAGCCCCCGAGGUGGUGGAGCAGACGCAGGAUGGGCAGAAGUUUAAUCGGGGCCAGCUGCUCAACGUGGGGCUCCGGCUGGCGCAGGGGGCCUUGCCUGGAAUCACGUCAUUCAUCACGCACGAUGUGGACCUGCUGCCCUCUAUGGACAUGCGCCCCGCGUAUGCCAAGCCUCCACCCCCGGGGACCGCAGUGCACCUGGCGUCCGUCUGGCCCAAGUACACUUACCCAGGCUUUCUUGGCGGCGUGCUGUCCUUUCGGCCAGAGGACUUCGAGCGGGCCAAUGGUUACCCCAAUAAUUACUGGGGCUGGGGUUUGGAGGACGACCAGCUCGCUCUGCGCAUGUCGAAGUGUAACAUUCGAACGAUCCGGCUGCGCGAAGGGAUUGGCACCUUCAUUGACUUAGACGAGAUGAACAUGAAGGGCGUUCUGGACCGCGGGCAGGGGGAAGAGGUGCGGCGGCACUUGCCCUGGUACAACGCGCAGCUCUUCCAAAAGGGCGCACUCUUGAUCGACGGGGACUGGCAGGUCAACGGGCUCGGCGACCUUGACUACGAGGUCUCGGGCGAGGGAGCUUUGGCCAGAGCCCUGAAGACUUCAGAGGCCCGACCCAUCGGCCCUGUCAGUGGAUGUCGAUCCCCUGCCAGACCGGGGGGCCGUGUUCUGCAAGGUUGGGGCCACUCAUAUGUCGACUAG
This is a messenger RNA of Prorocentrum cordatum, 837 nucleotides long. The record is from the annotation of a GenBank genome assembly. Lineage: Eukaryota; Dinophyceae; Prorocentrales; Prorocentraceae.